AACAGCAGUACAAUACUAUCCUCGCCGGACCCCACCAUUGCACCAAUACUGGUACUGUUAUUAAAAAAAAUCAAGCCAAAAUGAUAUCGUCAACAAGAUUUUGUCUUCUGGCAUCAAUUGCCUGUCUCUGGAUGUUCUCUGCGACCGCCUUCGUGGCAGGACCUGCCGUCGCACGGAGGUCGGCACUCUUCAUGGCGGAAGGGGAAGAAGUCAAAUCGGCACCGAAGGUUUCCGGAGAAGAACUCGAAGUGAUGCUUCAGGAUUGGGAUACUCCGUUGGUCAUUGAUGCUUACGCUACGUGGUACGUAUCGGAUUGCAGCGCAGUGCAACACCCCUCUCGAUUCUUCGAAACUACGGGUGUUUGAAACAUCGGAAAUCCGAUUUCGACAAGGAGAAUGGAAAUAUUCUAAACCCGUUGAAGAUUCUUUAGCGCGACAAAGAUGGUGCAGUUUGCAGUGGGUCUGGUAGUGCUUUUUUGGUGAUCGGAAUCCAUCAAAGAGCGAGCAAGAAUCUCUUCAAAACUCAUCGAUUUUGUCGUUCCUCCUUUCAAUUUGUAUCCGAUCGUGACCGUAAUUUUUUGUUGUCGGUCGGUCGGAAACCAACACACAACCACCGCUUCGACCGCGAAAGGUGCGGCCCGUGCUUGCUGAUGAGCCCGGAAUUUGAGCAGGCCGCGAAGGAACUGGACGGAAAGGUCCGCUUCGUGAAGCUCGACACGGACGAAAACGAGGAGAUGGCGGCCCGCCUGGCCAUCAACGGUCUCCCGACGCUCCUCUUCCUGGACAAGUACACCCCCCCGGAGGGAAGCGACGAGGAAGCCUCGGCGAAGGAAGCCGGGGCCCAGGCCGUUCUGAAGGGGCGCAUCGAGGGUGCCCUCCAAAAACAAAACAUUCUCGAUUUCUGCAACUUCCACUUUUUCGACGGGCCGGAACCCAAGCUGUAAGAACACGGAUGCAGGGGAAUCGAAGGCAAUCCAGCAAAAACGCAACCACACCGAAAUAAAAAGAGCCAAGCAAA
Messenger RNA from Pseudo-nitzschia multistriata, 1017 nucleotides. The record is from the annotation of a GenBank genome assembly. NCBI's taxonomy places the organism in Eukaryota, Bacillariophyta, Bacillariophyceae, Bacillariales, Bacillariaceae.